GCCUGUGUUAUUGGUGAAAGCUUACUGAACUCAGAAGGGGAAGAAAUGCUUAAAAAGGUCUGGCAACCAGAUGAUUCAGAAGGAUUCGAUCAGAUGAAGAAGUAGUUUUCACUGGACAGCAUCACUUUUUCUAAAUUGCUGGAACAUGAAAAGAAUUAUUCUCUUAGUGUUGGUUAUCUUGCAGUUGGAGGAGACUUUUGAAUGGGGUUUUAAGAAUGGAAUACUACACAACUCCAUCUGGUUAGAACAAGCUGCUGGGGUUUAUCAUAGAGAAUCUCGACUUGGGAAAUACCAGCUAACCUACCGUGAAGCUAAGGCAGUGUGUGAAUAUGAAGGAGGUCAACUGGCUACUUACGAACAACUAGAAGAAGCUCGGAAAAUAGGUUUCCACGUGUGUGCAGCAGGCUGGCUACACAGAGGAAGAGUGGGUUACCCCAUAGUAAAACCAACUUUCAACUGUGGUUUCGGGAAAAAAGGCAUCAUCGAUUAUGGUUAUCGUUUAAACAAGAGUGAAAAAUGGGAUACCUAUUGCUACAAUCCAACCGGGAAGGAAUGUGGCGGAGUACUAACAGAGACAGAGAGAAUCAUCAAAUCACCUGGUUAUCCCAAUGAAUAUGAGAAUGAACAAAUCUGUUAUUGGCAUAUACGACUCAAACUGGGACAGCGCAUUUACAUACAAUUUCUGGAGAUCGAUAUUGAAGACGACACGGAUUGCCUGUCUGACUACUUUGAAGUCUACGAUAGCUAUGAUGAUGUUUAUGGCCUUGUCGGAAGGUACUGUGGUGAUGAGCUUCCUGAUGAUAUAAUUAGUACAGGAAACGUCAUGACGUUAAAAUUCCUGACAGAUGCUUCCAUUACCGGAGGAGGAUUUAAGAUUAAAUACAGUGCAAUAGAACCCAUCUCAAACGAAACUUCUACUCUCGAAACACCGACUGAUUUUGUAUCUUAAGCUCAUGAACAGUUGAACAAAUCACCACGGCUCCAUUUUCAAGAGGAGUCAUCAGUAUCUUUGUAGAAAAACAUCCAUAACUUGAAAGAAAACAGGACUAGGAACAUUUUAGCUUUUACAGACCUUAAUAAAUUAUCUCUUAUAUAA
Messenger RNA from Pelobates fuscus (common spadefoot toad), 1096 nucleotides. RefSeq names its product TNF alpha induced protein 6 (gene TNFAIP6). The transcript has 6 exons. Gene Ontology annotation, biological process: negative regulation of inflammatory response; cell adhesion. NCBI's taxonomy places the organism in Eukaryota, Metazoa, Chordata, Amphibia, Anura, Pelobatidae. Gene Ontology annotation, molecular function: hyaluronic acid binding. The coding region runs from base 146 to 949 and encodes 267 amino acids. The record is from RefSeq and is a predicted model, not a curated record.